Blastomyces dermatitidis ER-3 is the source of this 1368-nucleotide messenger RNA. RefSeq names its product F-box domain-containing protein. NCBI's taxonomy places the organism in Eukaryota, Fungi, Ascomycota, Eurotiomycetes, Onygenales, Ajellomycetaceae. Gene Ontology annotation, molecular function: protein binding. Bases 1 to 1368 code for a protein of 455 amino acids. The transcript has 2 exons. The record is from RefSeq and is a predicted model, not a curated record.
AUGACCAGCAGCAACACGAGCACAGCCCAGAAGGGCACCUCUCCCUUAGUCCUCAUGCCUCCAGAGAUUCUUUACAUGAUCCUAUCCUUUCUUCCACCCCCUAGUCUGGCGGCAUUAUCCUCCACUUGCCGCCCCCUGUCCAAACACACACAGAACGAUCUCCUCUGGAAGAACCUCGUCAACUCGAAUUUGCCGAAUACCCUUAGUGAACCUGCUCCAUUCAAUACCUGGAGAGAGCUAUACAUAUCCCAAUUCCCAUUGUGGUUCGUGGCGCGCAACAAGAUCUGGUUCUCCGACGUGAUCGACACAGGAAAGCUUAUCGUGACGAGAUACAACUCGCGCAAAGGUAUGAUCGAAGGCUACCGGGUCGUUGCCAAACAUACCUUUCGACAAUUCCAAACGUGGACCUAUGAUACCGAGGUCCUUAUACACUCGUUCAAGCCGCAAGUCUCUUUGUGGACGGAUGACCCGGUCGUGCAACUGGUCAAUUAUCUGCCCACACCAUCCUCACCAUCCAUGAACUGGCGCUUUGGAGAACUUCGAAUGCCCAUGGCUGUUGAAGCCCAGCGUGUUUUUAACAAUUUCAUUUUGUGUGCCAAAAUGCCCCGUGAGGAUGAGGACGACCCUGAAAAGAUUGUGUGGCCGCCGCGGCUUAUCCCGUCUGAUGAGCGCGUGGACCUCUCAGAACAGCAAAAUUUGUCGUUCACACCGAGAGGAAAUGUUCCUGAGAGAUAUGAGAAUCUUUGCAUGUCAGCUUUCCAGGUUAGGCGCUGGGCACAACUUGGAAAUUUCGGGGCUGUUUUUGAUGUAAACAAUACCAGACAUGGUGUAUCUACAUAUGCAACUUUGCAGCCUGAGCUCUAUACUCCGACUCGAGAAAAGCCGUACCAAGGUAUUUGGGUGGGGGAUUACUCUGGCCACGGAUCCGAAUUCUUACUCGUGUUGCAGCGGGAUGGCCCAUUCGCACAAUGUCAUGACGACGAACAACCAGAUACUGAGAAUGAUUCGGCAAGCUCCACAUAUUCCUCUUCGGCAGGUUCGUCACUGCCUGUUCCACGAGGGAGAUUAGAAGCCAUAAAGUUGACCGGUGAUCCGAACGUACCUCGCGGGCAAAUAUCCUUUUUGGCAGAGGAUAUCGGACCAGGAGGAUUAAUCCGGAUCGCUGAUGAAAAUCUCUUCAAAGGAGCUCGGGUGGUGCGAGGUCAGGGCCAUAUUGCGUCGACAAAUUUCAGAGAUGAUAAGUUCAUCCCUGCUCAGCUUUUUCUUAUUUCACACGACUGCAUGGCUCUGUUCUGGGAAGAAUUGAAGCACGUUUCAUAUUAUCGGCGAGUCGAUAUUGAUGGUCUUGUUAAUCAAGAGCUGGAGUAA